Messenger RNA from Ectocarpus sp. CCAP 1310/34, 3512 nucleotides. Lineage: Eukaryota; Phaeophyceae; Ectocarpales; Ectocarpaceae. The record is from the annotation of a GenBank genome assembly.
AUGCAGCUCACCUUGCCCGCCGCGGACGCGUCCGUCAAGGUGUCCUCCACCCGCCUCAAGCCGGACGAGGCCUCGGUGGUUCUGCAGGAAGACGGGAACGAAACAAGGGUGGGCGGCAUCAGCAUCCAGAUUAUGGCCGAUGUCGGGGGGCAGCAGCAGCAGCAGAAGCAGCAGCAGAGCACGCUAGACGCCGCGUCGGGGACGGCGAGCACCGCCGGGGGUGGCAGCGCCGCCUCCUCCGGCAAGGUGACGAGGACCCCGGUGCGUCCAGCGGAAGCUAGCGGAGUCAAGCUGGGCCCCCGAAAGAGGCUGGGCGCGACAAGCAUGCUGGGCAAGGUCGGGCCGCGGUCGCUGCUCUCCGUUCCCGCCGCUGCAGUCCCCCUCGGCAACGGCAUCAGAAGCGGUGCGGUAGGACCGGCGGCCGGCACGACGACUUCGGUCCUCGGCGGGAGCGGCGGCGGCGGCGGCAUCAAACGGACGGGACUGGGGGGUGCCGGUAGAGGCGUAGGCGGGGCGCGGCGAUUCCACGCUCCGCGAUCGUCGGGUGCAGCGGCGGUGGUGGCGGCCGGCGCGAACGAGCGGGAGUCGAAGAACCACAAGCUCGGUGGGAGCGAGAAGAGUCUUGCCAGGCGGGUGUCGCCGGGUAGGGGCGGAUCUUUCUCCCGCUCUGCUGGAGCCGGUCAUGGUCGUGACAGCGGCGGCGGCGGCGGCGGUAGCGGCGGUAGCGGCGGUAGCGGUGGUGGUGGUGGUGGUGGUGGUGGAGCGUCGGGGUUGAGUCCGGAAGGGUUGGUGCUGGAGUGGACUGCCGGGGACCCCCCUCAGCCGGUGAUUGCGGGCGCUUCUCUGGCGCGCAGGUUGUACCCCCACCAGCGAGAGGGACUGAAGAUGCUGUGGGAGUGUCUCGCGGGGCGAGGAGGGUAUGAGGGCCGAGGAGCCAUCCUUGCCGACGAGAUGGGCCUCGGCAAGACGGCCACGGCGAUCGCGCUGUGCAUGUGCGUGCUCCGCCACCGCAGGGCGGAGUGCCCGAAGGCGGUCGUCGUCUGCCCUUCCUCGCUCGUCAGGAACUGGGCGAACGAGGUGCAGUCGCGUGGUCCCGGCGGGGGCGCCGUUGCUGUCGACCAGGCCGGGGCCGCGGCGGCGCAGCUCGUGUCGGACUUCAAGAUCGGCGCGGCGGCCCGCUACCCUAUCCUCGUCAUCAGCUAUGAGCUCUACAGGAAUCACGGCAAGGUCAUCAACGCCACGGAGGGCCUGGGGCUCCUCAUCGCGGACGAAGGGCACCGCCUGAAGAACGCCGCGGAGACCAAGACGACGAGAGCACUAAAGGCCUGCCCGGCUGUGAUGCGCCUGGUUCUGACGGGCACUCCCAUGCAGAACGAUCUCGACGAAUUCUUCGCGGUGGCGGACUUCGUCAAUCCCGGCCUACUGGGCAGCCUCAAGAGCUUCCGAUCCAGGUACACCCGCCCGAUCAAGGCCGCUUGGGACCGCGAUGCCAACGAGGAUGCUGCGGAGCUGUCGACCGAGAGAACACGCGAACUCGGAGAGAUGACGGAGAAGUUCGUUCUCCGGAGAACCAAGGACGUCAUCCGGGGGUCCCUCCCCGCGGCCCUGGAGGUGGUGGUCUUCUGCCGCCCGUCCACGCGGCAGCUGUCCCUCUACCAGAGCUGCAUCGCGGGGUCGGCGGGCGCGAGGUCCCUCCUGUACGGCGACGGCGGCGACGCGGAUAGUGAUGAUGCAGAGAGGGGGGGCUCGGGCGGGGGACACGAGGAGGAGGAGGAGGAGGAGGGUGGUGGUGUUGGCAUGAAGCGGCAGCAGCAACGUCGUCGCCCGAUUGGCCUCCAGGGAGUCCUGCCGCUCAUCUCCAAGCUGCGCAGGCUGUGCAACCACCCAGACCUCGUGGAGGAGGACACCAGCGCCGCUGGCGAACUGUCCGACGAGGGAGAAGAGCGGCAAGGCGGCGGCUCGGGCUCCGGCAAGGAGAAUAGCAACACCCCAGAAGAACAUAGCACCGCCGGUCGGGCAGGCGCCAAAGGCGCGUGGAAGGUGCCUCGUGCAAGCGAGGCAGCGGCGGCGGCGGCGGUGAGAGGCGGUGCCAAGGGGCCGGGCAAGGCUUUCGCAUCGACAGCGGCGGCGGCGGCGGCGGAGGCGGCGGCGUUACCGUUGUACGAGACGGAGGCCUCAGGAAAGGUGACGGUGCUGGAGGCGUUGCUGAAGGCCGUCCGGCGAGAGUACCCCGGAGACAAGGUCGUCGUCGCCUCCAACUUCACGUCCGCGUUGGACGUCCUCGAGACGCUGGCGGAGCGAAACUCCUGGGGUUUCCUCAGGUUGGACGGCGGCACGACGACUAACGAGCGGCAGAACCUCGUCGACCGUUUCAACCGCGCCUCGCCGGAAGACUUGUUCCUGUUUUUUCUCUCUGCGAAGGCGGGUGGCGUAGGGCUCAACCUGGUUGGAGCGAACCGUAUCGUUUUGUUCGAUUCGGACUGGAAUCCAGCCACCGACGAUCAGGCGAUGGCUCGAGUGUGGCGGCUGGGCCAGACGAAGGAGGUGUGCAUGUACAGGCUGCUGUCCACGGGGACCUUGGAGGAGAGCAUAUUCCAGCGCCAGAUCUUCAAGGGGGCCCUCUACGACCUCAUCCACGACUCCAACGACGAUCCCUCGAAGGAAAGCGGCGGCAGCGGGGGUGGUGUUGGCAGACAGCGGCGAGGGGGCGGCGAUGAUGGCACCGCGGCGGCGGCGGCGGCGGGCAAAGAAGGGGGCGGGAAAAGCGGCCGGGGUUUCAGCCAGGAGGAGCUCAAGGAGCUGUUUGUUCUCAAGGCGGAGACCAGGAGCGAUACCUACGACAAGCUCCGGCGGGGGCGGGCGGCGGCUACCCCUAGGGCAGCGGGGGCGGCGGGUGUGCGGGAGGGGGGCCGGUACCAGGAAGUUACGCUCGAACGAGAGGUGGGAGCGAGAGGAGACGGGGAAGAAGAUGGUUGGCAAGGACCGACCGCCGCCGCCGCUCCGGUGGUCGACGUCGAAGAACAAGCGUGGGAAGACUACGUGGGGCCGUCGGCAGUGGUGGACAAGGCUCUGCGGCUGGCGCUCCUGGAAGAAGCGACUGGGACACCAUCACAGGUGGGCGGCAGCGGCGGCGGCGGCGGCGGCGGCGUGGGCGGGGUUGUGACUUUUGUGAGGGAGGUAAAGAGGGGCGGGAGGCCAGAGCAGCAGCGGGGUGGUGGUGGUGUCGGGACGGGAGGCGCUUCUCACAGCCAGUUCGCGGCGUUCGAAGGCGCGACAGGAAACGGCUGCGGCAUGGAGGGCAACGAGGCGUAGGUGACAUCAGCACGACCUCAAGAGCUCAACGGUGAAGGCUGCCAGCAAGUGGCGGGCGCUGUCGACCUGCUGCGCUUGGCUUAGAACUGAAAAAACGGGGUGGCGUUGUUGGGGAGGCGUGGUCCUGUCGCAGGUUUGUCAGGAGGACGAACGAAAUGCGCGGAAUCAACUGCACAGUUUUUUCCAGCUCGGUUCGCAAA